This is a messenger RNA of Aphanomyces invadans, 2470 nucleotides long. RefSeq lists its product as hypothetical. Gene Ontology annotation, biological process: mitotic recombination; mismatch repair. NCBI's taxonomy places the organism in Eukaryota, Oomycota, Saprolegniomycetes, Saprolegniales, Verrucalvaceae. Bases 19 to 2349 code for a protein of 776 amino acids. Gene Ontology annotation, cellular component: nucleus; MutSalpha complex. The transcript is spliced from 2 exons. Gene Ontology annotation, molecular function: ATP-dependent DNA damage sensor activity; mismatched DNA binding; ATP binding. The record is from RefSeq and is a predicted model, not a curated record.
GGCAAGGCUCAGUUUUGAAUGUCGAGAUUCAACGACGGCAUGAUGGACGACCAUGACUCGGCGCACGAGUCGAUUCCUGGGUAUGUGACAAUGGCGGUACAGGUUCGCUCGAAGAAGCAACAGAACGAGGUGGGGGUCGCUGUGCGCCGACCACGCGCGCGCAAGUCUUGUGUCCGGAACGCGCCUGGCGAAGACAAGAAUCAAUGGGAGCUGAUCUUGUACUCGUUCACCGAUUGCAAUCAGCUGUCAACGCUGGACAACUUGCUGGUGCAAGUUGCUCCGUCGGAAUGCCUUGCGAUGGAAGGAGAUGCCGACAGCAAAGUGUUUCGACUGCUCUUGCAAUCCCAUGGGGUUGAAAAGACUGCAGUACCCCCGAAGCGGUUCAAGACGACAUCUGCGGCGAUGGAGACCAACUUGUGUCGAUUGAUAGGUACAUCGGGCAUCCAAGCGACCCAUCGUGUGGAAAUCGAGAUGGAGUUGGCGCUUGGCGCAUUGUCGGCCAUCAUCGAGACACAAUCGCUCCUUCUGGACACAGACAGUUUCGGCACGUACUCGUUGUCUGUUGGCAACAUAGCUUCCGCAGUGCAGUUGGAUCGAGCCGCAUUGACCGCGUUGAAUCUUCUACCGGAUCCGAUGCUCUCCGGGAGCCACCAGACACAGAACGCGAGCGUGCUCGAGCUGCUAAAUCGCGGAAAAACGGCCAUGGGACGUCGGAUGUUGGAGCGGUGGAUACGUAUGCCGCUCAUGAAUGCCGACGCAAUCGCGGAGCGUCAGGAAGUCGUCUCAACUUUCGUUCAAGAGUCCACCCUGCGCAUGGAACUUCUGGACGAGUGUAUGAAGGGGUUGCCGGAUCUAGAGAAGCUCGCGACGACUCUGGGCAAGGUCAAGCACGUCAAACUCGAUCACUUGGUAUCUGUGUACGACGCCGCCAAGUUUGUUCUGCCUCGCAUUGUGAACGCGCUGGACGAUCACGAGAGCUUGCACGCGGCGUUCAAACAUCCCCUGGAGAAAGUCCAAGCCGACUUUCAAGGGUUCAUUGGGCUCAUCGAAGAGCUUGUCGACUUCAACUCACGGCCGAACGUGACCGUGAACGCCAAGCACGACCAGGAGCUCCAGGACAUUCGGAAUGCGCUGCAUCAAGUGGAAGGCGAGAUCGAGGACGAGCACGCGCGCGCCAAAGACGACAUUGGCGGCGACAUCAAGUGCGAAAAAGACAAGGUUCGGGGGUACGUCUUCCGACUCAUCAACAAGAAGGAAGAAGAGCGGCUGUCGAAGAUGAAGAACGUUCACAUCUGCCAAGUCCUCGUCAACGGCCUCUACUUCACCACGAAUAAACUCAAGCAGCUUGGGAAAGUUUACUUGCAACACGUGGCCGAUUAUGAAGCCCGCCAGACGCACAUCCUCGCAGCAGCCAUCGAAGUCGCGGCCACCUACGUCCCGGUCCUCGAGUCUGCAUCGACGUUGCUCGCCACCCUGGACGUGUUACUCGGGUUUGCCCACGUUGCGUCGCACGCGAGCUACUGCCGUCCAGUAAUCGGCACGUCGGCCAUUGUGAUCGACGGAGCGCGCCACCCAUGCGUCGAACUCCAAGACGGCGUGCAGUUCAUCCCGAAUAACGUCGACAUGGACGCCGCGACGUCGCGGUUCCAGCUGAUCACGGGGCCAAAUAUGGGCGGGAAGUCGACAUAUAUCCGUGCACUGGGCGCCAUCGUUGUGAUGGCUCAAGUCGGGUCGUUCGUUCCAGCUACGUCUGCCAUGCUGCCGAUUGUCGACAAGUUACUCGUCCGCGUUGGCGCCGGGGACAUGCAGCAACGUGGAGUGUCGACGUUCAUGCUCGAGAUGCUCGAAGCAGCAGUCAUUUGCAAGAAAGCCACCAACAAGAGCCUCGUGAUUAUCGACGAACUUGGCCGCGGCACGUCCACCUACGACGGGUUUGGGCUGGCGUGGGCUAUCUCUGAGUACCUCGUGCAGCGGCGGUGUUGGUGCGUCUUCGCCACGCACUUCCACGAGCUCACCGCCCUCGCGCAUGACAAGUCGGUUGAGGCGACAGGCGUCGUGAACAAGCAUCUUACUGCCCACACGACCGAGAAUCACAUUGCGAUGGUCUACGAAGUUCGCGACGGCCCGUGCCUGGAAAGCUUCGGCAUUCACGUGGCCGAGAUGGCAGGGUUCCCGCAGUCUGUCGUGGGACUUGCGAAGAGGAAGGCCAAAGAGCUCGAGCACUUUGACAUGGCCAAGUCCACGACCAGAGACCACGAGCCGGCGUCGUUCAAGAGGCGUUUCCGCGCGCUCGACGUGCCGUCUAUGUCGGACGAUGCGGUGCUCACCGCGGUGGCCGCGCUGCUAUGAAGGUCAAACAACAAACCAUACAACGUAGAAUAUGUCUAGCUGAAGGUGCUUCGCCCGUCCCACAUCACGUCCAAUGCACCACAGAUUGUAUUACGCGCCGUGCCUAAAUGUCUGGGUUGGG